CCCACAUAGCAAAGUUCACUCGCUCCCUCAGUGAUUCGUACACGGAUAUCCAGUCCAGCUUUUGGUCUGCUACGUUUUUUAUUUGACUAUUUUUUGUUGUGCCACUUCGAAGAUGCUGCAAAACGACGCAGAAGUCAGCAAAGACAUCGACAUGGUCAUGUCUGACAACACCGACGUGAGUUCUGAGGACAGACAAUCUGAAUGUCAGUCACCGGAAAAGAAGAAACGCACGAGAAAGUCACGAGCAAAGUCACGUGAUCCACUGCGCCAGAAACAGGUGGCAGUUUCCAGACGUGGACGCGCAAACGACAGGGAAAGGAACAGGAUGCACAGUCUCAACGAUGCCCUUGACGUCCUCCGUACAACGUUGCCAACGUCGUCCGACGGCAAGCUCACCAAGAUCGAGACCCUGAGAACAGCAUAUAACUAUAUUUGGGCCUUGUCUCAAACGCUGAAGAUCAUUGACAGUGACGACAAGGUUCCUUCCACAAAACCCGAGAUGGACACACCACCGUGCGCCUUCACCCCCAGCAACCCUGUCUCACCCUCCAACGACUUCUACAUGUCCCCCCAUCCCGAGUCCCCCAGCAGCGACAUCUCAAGCCACUACAGUCAGCACGACUCCACUUUCGUCGACAGCGACUACAGCCAACACGACUCCACCCUCGUCGACACGAUGACUCAUGGGUCUUUCUCCUACACGGACAAUUCCGAAGCCUACGCUUAUCAUGACAACCAGGAGAAGAACUUUUACUACCAGAGUCCGAACAAGCCCCAGCAGUAUUCCCACACCACCCCAUACGAAUACCCCAACGGACAGUGUCUCUACCCCUUCCCGCACCCCCAGGGAAUGGGCAGCCUGACCUCUCUAGUGCUAUAGAAGGUAUUCGGGAAGCUGACUGUCUGUGAUAUAACCUCGUAACGUUGUGAUGGCGUUUCGAAAGAACUUUCUUCCAAGACGUAUUUUGUGAAUGGGUUCACUAAAGACUUUGAUCUCAGGAUUUCACCGAUGUGCAAUUACCAGAUGGACGUAUUUCAGUCAGUAUAUUUUGUAUUGUGCCUUCGCUCCGAUGGUUACCUCACCACCAGGUACCGUUGAACGCUUGUAUAUGUUCAUGUUUAUCAUAUUUGUUGCUAUUAUGAAUAUGCUCAAUUUGAGUAAUGUUGAUACCCUAUGACUGUUUGUCUUUUUGGCAACAUGAUUACAAUAAAA
Messenger RNA from Haliotis rufescens (red abalone), 1213 nucleotides. RefSeq names its product neurogenin-1-like. Gene Ontology annotation, molecular function: protein dimerization activity. Lineage: Eukaryota; Metazoa; Mollusca; Gastropoda; Lepetellida; Haliotidae. The transcript has a single exon. The coding region runs from base 113 to 880 and encodes 255 amino acids. The record is from RefSeq and is a predicted model, not a curated record.